CGACAAUUAGUUAAUCUAUUUUUUCUAAUUAAUUAAUCUAUGAUUAAUCUUUAUUGCAGUCCAAAACUUUUUUAAACUUUAAACAUACUUUCUACCGGGACGUUAUCGAAUAAUUGUCACUGUGAUUAAUGAAUGACGAGUGGGUGGUCAAUACAACAGCUGGGAGAAACUGAGAUGGAUGUACUGACGAGGUAAGAAGUACGUGGAUAAUUUACUUCAUAAGCAGCCGAACACCAGUUGGAGGUGUAGACGCUGACAUCGGUUCAUCCCCGUCGUAGUGGUCAUUAAGCUACUGUAAGGGCAAGGGUGAGUACACAUCAAGAUUUGUUUCGUUCCUGUACUUUUAUCUGUAAGUUUAUAAUAAGUUAUUUUUUUAACGUUAUCAUUUGUUAACACUUUAUCCUUUGUGAUUAAAUGUAAUGUCAAAAAUCAACAUCCUUGAUGUCUAUAAGUUGCAGCUUUUGGCACGGAAUAAUAAAAAGUGUGCAAACACAACGCAUAUUUUUCAUUAUUAUUGUGUGUUCGGGAAUAACACAGAGACACCUAAAAUCCGUUGUCUCAAAUUUUAGACUUGUCAUAAACCCUUACAACCCUCUUUUACAUUGUGAAUUGUGUUUCCCUGCGGUAGUGCGUACGGUCGUCUCAAAACAAUUUCAUACGAAAUGCCACAUUAGGAAAAGUCGUAAGCGUGCCGUCGAGCUAAUUCUCUUUAAGCCCUCCCCAAAGCCGGUCAGUCCGACACUGUGUUCGCACACAUUUCACACGAUCGACUUUCUCGGGAGUGAGGGUGGUAAAAUUUACCUCCUAAUAUCUUCCCCCUUCCAACACACAACGUUUUGCAAAGUAGCUGGGGCGAAACGGUUGCUUUGGAGCAGCUUCUCAGGGCUGCACAGUAAGAAUUAUCGGCAAGAGGUUACCCCUAACUGUUUCAUAGGACAGGCUUAUCUGUAUAUGGACUGUUUGCUUUAAGAAUCAAUUCGACAUUACUUAACAUGUAAUUGAUGGAAUGUUGUCCUCGGUCCAAAAUAUAUCUAAAAUUAUUUAAAAGUGCUUAUUCCAAACUACGUUUUGGCUCGUUAAUGAAAAGACACUACACACAUUGUCUUUAGCUUUGAAUAAAAUAAAUACUCUUCAGAAUGUAUCUGUUGUUAUUGAACAAUGCUACUUAAGUAAAUAACUGCAGCGAAUCCGAAAUUCCCCUUCUUUUAAAUGUAAUAAGUAUUCCAAGCUGAAGAUUAUUUAACUUGAAAAACUGAUUAUUUAUCGGUUUCUGGCAUCAUUUAGUCAGAAGGGGAUACACUAAAAUAGUGGAUUUAAAGAGAUCGGAAGAUUAUUGAAGUUUGAUAACAAAUACUUUGAGGUUAUCAAAUGUUUUCUAUCAGGUAAUGGAAAUGAAAUUGAUGUUUAGAAUUGCUGUCUUGAUCGUCUGCUGCAUGAAUAUUGGCCUGGGACACUCGGGAAUCCCUUGUUGGGUCUGUCGGAUAAAUAAUCAGGUGUGUAUACAUUUAUCGGUCAUGUCAAUGGUGAUGUAAGUAGUAUAUGAUCUGUCACGUCAAUUGUUAUGUGAGUAGUAUAUGCUCUGUCAUGUCAAUGGUGAUGUAAGUAGUAUAUGAUCUGUCACGUCAAUUGUUAUGUGAGUAGUAUAUGCUCUGUCAUGUCAAUGGUGAUGUAAGUAGUAUAUGAUCUGUGAUAUUUAUGUUAUGAAAGUAAAAUAUGAUAUAUUGUGUCCAUGGCCAUGUAAGUAGAAUAUAAUCUAUCAUGUCCAUUGUGAUGUUAAUAGUAUAUGAUCUGUCAUGUCAAUGGUGAUACAAGUAGUAUAUGAUCUGUCAUUUCAAUCGUUAUUUAAGUAGGAUCUGAUCUGUCAUGUCAAUGUUGAUGUAAGUAGUGUAUGAUCUAUUGUGCCCAUGGUCAUGUAAGUAGUGUAUGAUCGAUCAUAUCACUGAUGAUAUAAUUGGUAUGUGAUCUGUCAGGUCACUGGUGAUAUAAGUAAUAUAUGAUAUGUUAUGUCCUUGGUCAAGUAAGUGAUAUAUAAUCUUUCAAGUCACUGGUGAUAUAAGUGGUAUAUGAUACGUCAUGUCAGUGGUUAUAUCACUAGAAUAUGAUCUUUCAUGUCAAUGGUGGUGUAAGAAGCAUAUGAAAUGUCAUGACCGAUGUGCUCUAAGUAGCAUGUUCUCUGUUAUGUCCAUGGUGAUGUAUGUAGUAUAAGAUUUAUGUCGAUGGUGAUGUAUGUAGUAUAAGAUUUGUGUUGAUGGUGAUGUAUGUAGUAUAAGAUUUAUGUCCAUGGUGAUGUAUGUAGUAUAAGAUUUAUGUCGAUGGUGAUGUAUGAGGUAUAAGAUUUAUGCCCAUGGUUAUGUAUGUAGUAUAACAUGUAUGUCCAUGGUGAUGUAUGUAGUAUAACAUUUAUUUCCAUAGUGAUGUAUGUAGUAUAACAUUUAUGUCCAUGGUGAUGUAUGUAGUAUAACAUUUAUGCCCAUGGUGAUGUAUGUAGUAUAACAUUUAUUUCCAUAGUGAUGUAUGUAGUAUAACAUUUAUGUCCAUGGUGAUGUAUGUAGUAUAACAUUUAUGUCCAUGGUGAUGUAUGUAGUAUAACAUGUAUGUCCAUGGUGAUGUAUGUAGUAUAACAUUUAUUUCCAUAGUGAUGUGUGUAGUAUAACAUUUAUGUCCAUGGUGAUGUAUGUAGUAUAACAUGUAUGUCCAUAGUGAUGUAUGUAGUAUAACAUAUAUGUCCAUGGUGAUGUAUGUAGUAUAACAUUUAUUUCCAUGUUGAUGCAUGUAGUAUAACAUUCAUGUCCAUGGUGAUGUAUGUAGUAUAACAUGUAUGUCCAUGGUGAUGUAUGUAGUAUAACAUUUAUUUCCAUAGUGAUGUAUGUAGUAUAACAUUUAUGUCCAUGGUGAUGUAUGUAGUAUAACAUUUAUGUCCAUGGUGAUGUAUGUAGUAUAACAUUUAUGUCCAUGGUGAUGUAUGUAGUAUAAGAUUUAUGUCCAUGGUGAUGUAUGUAGUAUAACAUGUAUGUCAAUGGUGAUGCAUGUAGUAUAACAUUUAUGUCCAUGGUGAUGUAUGUAGUAUAACAUUUAUGUCCAUGGUGAUGCAUGUAGUAUAACAUUUAUGUCCAUGGUGAUGUAUGUAGUAUAACAUAUAUGUCCAUGGUGAUGUAUGUAGUAUAAGAUUUAUGUCGAUGGUGAUGUAUGUUGUAUAAGAUUUAUGUCGAUGGAAAUGUAAGCAGUUGAUUCUCUGGCAUGUCUGUUUUGAUGUAAACAGUAUAUGAUCUGUAAUGUACGUGGUGAUGAAAGCAGUAUAUGAUAUGUAGUGUACGUGGUGAUGUAAGCAGUAUAUGAUCUGUAAUGUACGUGGUGAUGUAAGCAGUAUAUGAUCUGUUAUGUACGUGGUGAUGUAAGUAGUAUAUGAUAUGUAAUGUACCUUGUCAUGUAAACAGUGUAUGAUCUGUAAUGUACGUAGUGCUGUAAGCAGUUUAUGAUCUGUAAUGUACGAGGUGAUAUAAGCAGUAUAUGAUAUGUUAUGUACGUGGUGAUGUAAGUAGGAUAUAAUAUGUAAUGUACGUGGUCAUGUAAACAGUGUAUGAUCUGUAAUGUACGUAGUGAUGUAAGCAGUAUAUGACCUUUAAUGUACGUGGUGAUGUAAGCAGUAUAUGAUCUGUAAUGUACGUGGUGAUGUAAGCAUUAUAAUAUGAUUUGUAGUGUAUGUUGCGAUGUAAGCAGUAUAUGAUCUGUAAUGUACGUUCUCAUGUAAGCAGUAUAUGAUCUGUAAUGUACGUGGUGAUUCAAUCAGUAUAUAAUCUGUUAUUUCUACGCUGAUAGAAUGAGUGUAUAUAAAAACUACUUCUAGUACAUCCCACAACCCUUACCUUCCCUCGAUUGACCAGACUUUAAUGAGGUCAGCUCAACCUUUGGACACAUGGUAGGUCGAUCGCUCUCCUCUUUUUGCAAUACUAGCCAUCGAUUUUUCUAGUUAUAUCCUCCCCUGCCCAUCCCUGGGAAGGGCAGAUACCAUGCAUGCCCAUUGUCUGCCCAUUAUCUGCCCAUUGUCUGCCCACGCAGGAUCACGCAAUUGAUGAAGUAUUCCACGUUGGCGCUGACUCCUUAGUCAGUGUACAUUACAGACAUGUCGGGUAGAGCCCCAAUUGUUAUAGUUUUUUUUUAUAUUUCAUAAAGUUAUUAAUAAGUUGUUGUUUUUUAGUUAUAAGCCAUAUACUUGUUAAUAAUUUAUAGAGUCGUUUCAUACACGUAUAUUUUAUAUACAUUUUAACUUCCUUCUGUUUGUUGCAUCUACACGUGUCACUUGACCCAUCAUCAGACGUUUUCUAUUGGUGAGUCGGUGGGGACAGUUAUUGAUGGCUGUAACAAUUGUUGGUGUCGCAAAACAGGUUUUGGAUGUACAGAAAUGGGUUGUUUAAAGCAACCCCUGGAUUGUGAGAUGCAGGGAAUGGUUCGUAAUGUAAUAUUUUUCCAAUUAACUUCAUAUAUAUAUAUAUAAAUACAUAUAUAAUUAUUAAUUAACUUGAAAUGUGCAUCAUAACUAAGUUUUAAAUUUCUCAUGACACUGAAAGUAUAUUGUAUUAGCCAUUAAUUUAAUAGUGUGAUGUUAGAAUAUUGCCGACAAAUUCCAAAUAAUCCACAAAUUUAAACACAUUUUUUUUUCAAUGUGAGUAAGUAAAAAUUACAUUUAUUUAAUAAAUAUUCGUUAAAUCAAAGCUAUAAUAAUACUUUUUUCAUAGUGAACAAAUAUAUGUGUUGAAAAUGUGAAAUUUUUGUAUCAUAUGUAUCAUUGAACGUACAGCACUACAAAGACAAUGAAAUCGUCCCAUCUGACGAUUGCCUGGAAUGUCGUUGCAGGAAUGGCAACCUGGCUUGUACCGGCUGCCUAGAUUGAAUUAUGGCCGCUGGCUUUUUUUUUUUUUUUUUGUCAGAUAAGAUAAAUGUAGAAUCAAGUUAUUGCUACUAUCCUUUA
Molecule: messenger RNA, 4966 nt
Organism: Lymnaea stagnalis (great pond snail)
Lineage: Eukaryota; Metazoa; Mollusca; Gastropoda; Lymnaeidae
Source: the annotation of a GenBank genome assembly